This is a messenger RNA of Mollisia scopiformis, 1538 nucleotides long. RefSeq names its product FAD dependent oxidoreductase-like protein superfamily. Gene Ontology annotation, cellular component: late endosome; cytoplasm. NCBI's taxonomy places the organism in Eukaryota, Fungi, Ascomycota, Leotiomycetes, Helotiales, Mollisiaceae. The record is from RefSeq and is a predicted model, not a curated record. The transcript has 2 exons. Gene Ontology annotation, molecular function: oxidoreductase activity. Bases 49 to 1299 code for a protein of 416 amino acids. Gene Ontology annotation, biological process: retrograde transport, endosome to Golgi.
CACUCUCUCCUGCUCCUCUCACAAUGUAACCACAAACAGCAAUUCGAUAUGGCUACAUCAAAAACUGUCAUUCUCGGCACAGGCAUCAUCGGUCUUUCUACAGCAUAUUACCUCUCCGAUUCCAUUUCUCCCUCGAGCAUCCAUCUCGUCGACCCCUCACCCGAACUUUUCGCGUCUGCCUCCGGACGCGCAGCUGGCUUCUUAGCAAAGGACUGGUUCUCAUCACCGCUGGCUGCACUAGGAGCGCUGAGUUUCGAGGAGCAUAAGCGUCUGGCAGAGAAAGAGAAUGGGAGGGAGAAUUGGGGAUACAUGCGAAGCACCGGAGUAUCGUAUACACCAGGCUUGACUGGUGGUAGGAGAACUAAGAGGGAGAGAGGAGAGGAUUGGCUACGGCAAGAUGCGAGCAGAGCAGAUGCAGCGAACGAAAGCGUCAGUGAGCUCCUUGCUGGGAAUGAAGAGGAAGCCGGUCCAAGGUGGCUGAGUCGAAGUGAGGGGGAUGCGAUGGAACUUAUUGGGGAACAGGGAACCACAGCACAAGUAGAUCCAUUACGUCUAUGUCAAUUCCUACUCAAAUCCUGCCUCGAUCGUGGGGUACAACUCCAUCAUCCGGCCCGCGCAAUCUCAGUAGGGAAAGACAUGCGGGAUGAGUUAUCUAGUAUUCGAAUACUGAAUACUGAUACCCAAGCAGUAACAGAUAUACCAUGCACUAAGAUUCUCAUCUCGGCAGGUGCUUGGUCACCGCAAGUCUUCAGCGCCCUAUUUCCGGACUCAAGAACAGGACUGCCCAUUUCGAGUCUAGCAGGACAUUCUAUUGUCGUCCGGUCUCAGAAAUGGAGCAAAGAACAUGAAGAGCAAGGUUGUCAUGCUGUGUUUACCACAGACUCGUCAGGAUACUCUCCAGAAAUAUUUUCGAGGAUGGGAGAAGAAAUUUAUAUCGCAGGUCUCAACUCUUCCGUUAUUCCUCUUCCAAAGCUCGCUACGGAAUCCGAACUGAACCAAAGGUCGAUUGAUACGUUGAAGAAAACUGCAGAAAGGUUGCUAGGUGCAGAUGGAUUUGAAGUGGUGAGAGAAGGAUUAUGCUUUAGGCCUGUGACAAACCGAGGGACACCAGUCCUGAGCCGAAUCGAAGAUGCGAAGUUGGGGAAUAUUAGUACGAGAGGUAACGAAGGGGGUGGGGUCUGGCUAGCUGCUGGACAUGGACCUUGGGGUAUCACAAAUUCAUUGGGAACUGGGAAAGUCAUGAGCGAGAUGAUAAUGAGAAAGAAGACCAGUGUCGAUAUCUCUGGGCUGGGCUUGUAAUCGAAAUUUGGCUUGCAUCAUGAAACACAGUUUAGAAAUUCUCCCUAGACCAUUGUCUGAUUUGGAGUUGUGGUGAUUCAAGCACUUGAAAGUCUGGAAUUGGGUCGAGUAUUGUAAGAACAAGUGGGUCACAGAAACGAGCACACUAUGAGCACUCAAGAUCUAUGUCUCGAAACUUCUUAGUUCAGAACUUAAAAGUCCAACAUAGAUUUAACGCCUCUGCAAAUCAUAUUGUCUGG